This is a messenger RNA of Malaclemys terrapin pileata, 6813 nucleotides long. Its product is annotated as ovotransferrin-like. The record is from RefSeq and is a predicted model, not a curated record. The transcript is spliced from 25 exons. The coding region runs from base 117 to 3098 and encodes 993 amino acids. Gene Ontology annotation, biological process: iron ion transport; antibacterial humoral response. Gene Ontology annotation, cellular component: extracellular region; recycling endosome; early endosome. Lineage: Eukaryota; Metazoa; Chordata; Testudines; Emydidae.
AGCCCUGUCCCUCUAUAAAAAGGCAAAGAGUAGCCCAGGAGCCAUCACGGACUCAGAGGAGACAGUCUCUGAGUAACGCUCCUGCAACACCUGGCUGCCAAGCUCAGGAGAGAAGGAUGAAGUUCGCUCUCCAUGCCGCGCUGUCCUUGGGGAUAUUGGUGCUCUGUCUUGCUGACCCUCCAGCCCAAAGUCCCGUCCGAUGGUGCACAAUAUCUGAUCCAGAGCAGAAGAAAUGUGUGGAACUGAAGACAAAAAUGUCCUCAACCCCUUCAUUAGACUGUGUGAAGAAAACAACUUACUCUGACUGCAUAAAAGCCAUUGCGGAGAAUGAAGCAGAUGCCAUUAGUCUGGAUGGUGGCCACAUUUUCGAAGCACACCUUGCCCCGUAUAAUCUGAAGCCUGUUGUGGCUGAGGUCCAUGGCACAGGAAAAGAUGCGGCCACCAGCUACUAUGCUGUGGCCGUGGUGAAGAAAGGAACCGGCUUCACAAUAAGGGAACUUAAAGGGAAGAAAUCCUGCCACACAGGGUUGGACAGGUCUGCUGGCUGGGUCAUUCCCAUUGGGACCCUCUUGUACCAUCAAACCCUAUCCUGGGAUAGAGCCACUCCCAUAACCCACGCUGUGGCCCAGUUUUUCUCAGCCAGCUGCGUCCCUGGUGCCCCCGCAAAUGAACCAAAUCUGUGCCGCUUAUGCCUUGGGACAGGUGCUCAGAAAUGUUCCCGUACUGGGCCUUAUUCUGGCUAUUCUGGAGCCUUUCAGUGUCUGAAAGAUGGAGCUGGAGAUGUAGCUUUUGUCAAACACACAACUGUUCUAGAAAAUGACCCAAGUGAGAAAGACAAGUAUGAGCUGCUGUGUGAAGAUGGUUCCCGGAAGCCUGUAGAUAAGUAUCAUGAGUGUCAUUGGGCCAAAGUUGCUGCUCAUGCUGUUGUGACUCGAAGCGUUGAUGGCCGGGCUGAUGAGAUCUGGAGCUUCCUCUCUCAGGCGGAGGCAAAGUAUGGCAAGAACUCAAAAGAGAGCUUCAAACUCUUCAGCUCUCCUUAUGGGAAAGAUCUGCUUUUUAAGGAUUCUGCUACCAAUUUUAUCCGUGUCCCUCGACUGAUGGAUGCCCAAUUCUACCUGGGCUACCAGUACUGGGCUGCUAUUCAGAGUCUCAGGCCAGUUGCUUCCCGAGAAACUCCUGAAGCCCCUUUGAAGGUGAAGUGGUGCACAGUAAGUAAGGAUGAAAAGGCCAAGUGUGAUGAAUGGAGUGCAGUGAGCGGAGGCAGCCUGGACUGUGCAGUGGCAGAAACCACAGAGGACUGCAUUGCCAAGAUAACGAAAGGUGAUGCGGAUGCCAUAAGCUUGGAUGGAGGUUAUGUCUACACGGCUGGUACAUGUGGUUUGGUGCCAAUCAUGGGAGAAUACUACGGGGAUGACGUUACACGAUGCCAGAAUGAAGGAGCACCUGGAGAAACUUAUUACGCUGUGGCUGUGGUGAAGAAAUCCAACCCCAGUAUCACCUGGAAGAACCUGCGUGAUAAGAAGUCUUGUCAUACAGCUGUUGGGAGAACUGCUGGCUGGAAUGUCCCCAUGGGCUUGAUUCACAAUGAAACCGGGAGCUGCGACUUUGAUAAGUUCUUCAGUAAAGGCUGUGCUCCUGGAUCUCCACUUACCUCACCACUCUGCGAGUUGUGUGUGGGCUCAGGCAGCAGCCUCCCACCAAAUUACAUAUGUGCCGCCAACAGCAAUGAGAGAUACUACGGAUACAGCGGGGCCUUCCGGUGCCUGGUUGAGAAGGGAGACGUGGCCUUUGUUAAGCACACAAUUGUCAGUGAGAACACCGAUGGACAUAAUAAUGCUGACUGGGCAAAGGAGCUGAGAAGUGACCAAUUCGAGUUGCUGUGCCGGGAUGGAAAUCGCGCCCGUCCUGAAGAAUACAAGAAAUGCCACCUGGCUCUAGUUCCUGCCCAUGCUGUGGUCACACGUCCAGACAGAGCAACUGCUGUCCGUGAGAUGCUGAUAAACCAACAGGCAUUGUAUGGAAGCCGUGGAUCUCAGAAAGCUAUCUUCCAGAUGUUUCAGUCUGAAACCAAGGACCUUUUAUUCAAGGAUUCCACCACGUGCCUGAUUCAACUCUCCAGAGGAACAACCUAUGAGCAGUACCUGGGAAAAGACUACUUUGAUUCUAUCUCUAGUCUCAAUAAGUGCUCACCAUCAGAACUCCUCCAGGUCUGCAGCUUCAGCCCCGCCUACUGGCCAGGCCAGAAGCUGGAUCUGGGCCGUGGCCACGACUGGGGACACGUGGCUAUCAGCGCGGGGCAGGGGAUGGCGUCGGAGGGCGACCAGCGAAGCGGGCUGCAGCCCUACCUGGACUCGCUGCGGCAGGAGCUGCAAGUGCCGGACUCGACCCUGCUCUCGGUGCUGCUGGCGCUGCUGGCCGUGGCCCUGACCCUGCUGAUUUGGAAACUUAUCCGGGGCAGGAAGAGCAGCCGGAGAACGGUGCUUCUGGUAGGCCUUUGUGACUCAGGAAAAACACUGCUGUUUGUCCGACUGUUAACAGGCACUUACCGAAACACCCAGACCUCCAUAACUGAUAGCUCUGCUGUUUACAGAGUCAGUAAUGACAAGGGCUCUAGUGUGACGCUGAUUGACCUCCCAGGCCAUGAGAGCUUGCGACUUCAGUUCUUGGAGAAGUUCAAAGCUACAGCUAGAGCGAUCGUGUUUGUCGUGGACAGCGUAGCGUUCCAGCGGGAGGUGAAGGAUGUGGCAGAGUUCCUGUACCAGGUCCUGACUGACUGCACUGUGCUGAAAAACGCUCUGCCACUGCUGAUAGCCUGCAACAAGCAAGAUAUCACGAUGGCAAAAUCGGCCAAGCUUAUUCAGCAGCAGCUGGAGAAAGAACUCAACACCUUACGAGUGACUCGCUCAGCUGCCCCCAGCACCUUGGACGGCUCAACUUCCAGUGGGACUGCUCAGCUGGGGAAGAAGGGCAAGGAGUUUGACUUCUCACAGCUGCCCAUGAAGGUGGAGCUGGUGGAGUGCAGCGCCAGAGGCAGCAAGGCAGAGGAAGGCAGUGCUGACAUCGAGGACUUGGAGAAAUGGCUGGCCAGGAUUGCCUGAAAGCAGGCGGGGAGGAGGGAGGCGGAAACUAAUGAUAAAGGCAUUUGGCAUCUGAUAUGGAAGUACUGAUGGGAAGGGGUGGGGCCCAAAAUGUAAUCUUGCUAUGGAAAGAACUUCAGGCAUGCGCCGGCAGUAAAUGCACUGUUACUUGCACUGGGCUGGGUUUUAAUCAACCUAUGAACAUAUUUGCCACUGUGAUUUCCGCCAACUGGAGCUCUUCCUGUUUCUAUCCCAUGCUCCCCUCUGGGAAGCUGCCUCUAGUGCUUGAGCUGCAGAGGGUUUAGAGUGGGGUUUCAGUUGGUGUAAGGAGCCUCUGGUUGUCCCAGGCAGCCUCCAAACGGAUGGGAGGGUUAUGUUUGGCUAGCAGAAAUUAUUUCAAGAUUGGACUGCUUUACCUUGGCAUCUCGGCCCUGGUGCCCAUGGUCCUUACUAACCUCCCCGCUCAUGGCGUCUGAUUUCUUCUCCCAUUCCUGUCCUCUGUGAAUCGGGCACAGUGAGUUUGAUCUUUGUGCUGCCACAGCUAAAAUGUCCAAUUGCGCAUGCUACCGGGAAAUCCCUGCCUGCUAUGGAAUGUACUAACGCUGCUUUCACAGGGGUUGGCCAGCCUCCCCCUACUCCCCUCUUCCCACCUCCCUUUCAAAAGGAACACACAGCCAGAUUGUCAGAUGUGCUCAGCACCCAUGUAAGCACCUAUAUGGAAGUGACCAGAUUGUCAGACAUGCAUAGUAGGGGCUGGAGAGUGCUGAGCAUUUCUCAAGAUCUGGCCACUUCCGUGUGGGUGCCUAAGUUGGUGCUGAACUCUUGGAAAAUCUGACCCAGAUAGUAAAGGUGAUUGAUGAUCAUUGUGUAAAUGGGGGCUGCUGUUCUGUUUGGCUCCAGUCCAGUCUUUGGUGCUGAUUUGCUUCUGCAGAGCACACAGUGCUAAGGAAGCUUAUGCAUUCUUGUACAUGACUUCUCAGGAGUGGUGUACAGUUUUAUAAUGUGAUCUUCAUAAAUGCACAAAACAGUAUUUGUCACAAAAAUGGUUGGUCUAGGUUAAACUACUGGGAGGCCUGUAUGCCUGGGUGUGAAUAUAACUCACUUCUCCUUCCCGGGGCUCCAGCCUGAGUGUUGGAUUCACCUCUCUCCACGCAGACAUGCCCCGCUUUCGGCUCCGUUUUUUCUUGAGACAGGACAGCAGCUUGCUGGUGCUCAGGUUGUGCUCUGGAGCCACCUGUGCCUUUAGCAUCAGGAGUGCAGCACCCAUACGGAGGGAACGGAAACCAGAGCAGUCGGAAGUGAAUCUGACUAGCUAGAUGGUGUCUCUCAUAUAGAGGCUUGGCUGCUUAUCUUAUGUGAUGGUGCCCCUAAUCUCCUGGUGAAAUUCUGGCUCCUUUGAAGUCAGUGGGAGCUUUGCCAUUGACUUCAUUGGCCAGGAGUUCACCCUUGAUCUUUAACUGGGGCGGGGUCUAGAGUUACAGCUGAAUUUAGCAGACUCACAACGAAUAUGUAUUAAAACCCCAUUCAGGUGCGUGUUUCGCCUGUUUUCUGUCUCCCGGACUUUCAGUUAGGCCCUCCUCCUGCAAACGUGCACGUAUGGGCUCACUCAGUUCAGCACAUUAGUAAGAGGUUUGAAGAACAGAACUGUCCCCAUGUGGGAUCUGCAUGCGCCUCUGACUCAGUGAUGUCGUAAGCAGAGUUUGACAUCAGAAUUGUCCUAGAAUGAAUUGUGUUGUCACUUCAGUUGGACGAGGCUGUAAAAAGGAGGUAGAGGUUGACUUUUAAAGGCGUUUUUUCUUGUUUACAGAUAAAGUCAGUGAUUGUCAUAGGAGCCAGGAAUAGCUUCACAGAGGGCCUAAGAAGAUCAGUUUACUGACAUGAAUGGGAGCAGUCGUUGCAGUUUAGGUGUUUCUGAUGAAGGUUCUUGAUGACAAGAGAAAGCAUUGGAAGUUUCCCAGUUCUUGUUACAUGUUUGUCUCAUGUAAUGUUUAAAGCCAAGAGAUCUGUUGUGGUUUCCAGAUGCGGUGCCCUGUUGUGUGUUACACGUAUUAUGCUUAAUUUUGCAAAGGAACAAUUCUGUAGCAGUCUACUUCUUCCUGCAGAUGUACUGAGCCCAUUGGGGUCUAGUCCAGGACCUGUCGGAGUCUGACUUUAGCACAUGUUGGAUCAGGUCUAAGAGCUCUUUCCAAAGGUGGAAAGAAUGAACUGACUGAUCUUGGGAGAGAUUCCACAAACAAGCCUGCAGGGUGUUAGCAGCAGAAGCUGGUGGAGGGUGGCAAACUGUCGUUGGUUGCAAUGCUGCUGUGUCUUAAUGGGCUGGCUGAGGAGAUAACACAUCCUCUUGGUAACCAUUGGAAAAGGUCACCAAGAGGAUUUCUUGACUCCCAAUGGGGGCUCUGGCAGUGAGCAUUGUCUGUGCCUCCAGCGGAGCUCACUGCAGGCUCAGCUGGGGGGAAUCCUUUGUGAUGCUGGAUUGUUCAUCUUACCUCUGCUUCCUUAAUAGGAACCUUCUCUGCAAAGAGGUGCUCACUGACCAGAGGCCUCCUGCUGCUAAUAGGUUUGUGGUCUGCUGACAAUUGCCUCCGUACUGUAUCUGCUGAAGAAAGCAGCUGCUGGUACUCAGGAAAUGCCGUCCCUGGGUUUUUUUGUGGCGGAAUUUGGCAUUAUCUCUGUGGCAGCCACUCUCCUGGUCUAGAGGGUGGGAGGGAGGUGGUGGCUGGUCCUCUGCUUGGCUAUGUUGGUAAGAAUUCAGUAUUUGAACUUUGCUCCUGGCAAAUCUUGUUCCCUCCCCUACUUUCAGCCUGAUGCACUCUGUGGGCCCCUUCUUGCCAUGUCAAGCAAUACACCACAGCGUAUCUUCUGUCAAAGGUUACAUUCUGUAUCCACAUAUUCUUCUCUCUGACGUCGGUACGCUCUGCUCUCCUUAGCACUAACGGGUGUAUAAAGCUAUACAACAAGAACAGAUUGACUUGUGCUACUCCCAUCAAUUGGAGAAAGGUGUUUUGUUUGCAAACAGCAUAUUUUCUUGAAGAGAAGUGAAUGUCUGAGCUGGGCUUUGCAUCCAAAACUGCCGAACCUUAAUGAGAUGAAUCCUCUCUUAAAACUGUGUGACCAGCCCUGUUCAUUGCAGCAGCAGUUGGGCGGAUUAAAUAUACUGCUAACACUUGGUGUCAGUGGAGGAGUGAGGGGGUGGCAUGCUGAACUGCCCCUCCUUUGCUUCCCCUCCCCACCCCCCCAGCCCAGACACCACCUACCCCUUCCCACGGCUCCCUCUUUGAGUUGGGAAUGCUAAGACAGUACACUUUCCAAUGCCUCUUUGGGAGAUAGGUCCUUCCCAGGCUGCUCUGAUUUAAAAACCUGUCUUUCGGCUGAGAGAGAAGCCAACCUGGAUGCUCAGGUCGCAAGCCGAAGGGCUCACUAGCCAAAUGAUUUUUGCAUUAAGUAUGUUGUGCUCUUCAAUUUCAAAGCAUAAACUUUACAGCAACAGAAUGUUGCUGGAGCUAUUGGUCACCAGUCACAUUUUGAAUUCAGACAAUUGCCCUGGCUAACUAAUCUGGUCAGUCUGUACCCGCAAUCCUGAAGCAAGGAAUGAAGAAUUUAUGCUUUUUUCCCCUUUUGCUACCAGCAGCCUACUUCUUGAGAAGCCCCAGCCUACAGGGGAUGAGGACCUAAGAUCCUGUUUGCUUUUAAAUUAUUCUCGGUAAAUGUGGUUACUUAAAUAAAGAAGUUUUGGCUA